Meleagris gallopavo (turkey) is the source of this 1576-nucleotide messenger RNA. Lineage: Eukaryota; Metazoa; Chordata; Aves; Galliformes; Phasianidae. The record is from RefSeq and is a predicted model, not a curated record.
UUUUUUGUGUUUUGAAUGUUUUUAGGAAAAAAUGUAAAGAAGCCCCCAAAAUCCUAUCUCAUUCACGCCGGCCUAGAGCCUCUGACCUUCACUAACAUGUUCCCAAGUUGGGAACACAGGGAAGACAUUGCAGAGAUCACAGAAAUGGAUGCUGAUGUUUCUAAUCAGAUAAUCCUUGUAGAAGAUGUGCUGGCCAAGCUGUGUAAAACUGUGUAUCCCCUAGCUGAUCUCUUAGCCAGGCCUUUACCUGAGGGAGUUGAUCCUCUGAAGCUUGAAAUUUAUCUUUCAGAUGAGGACUUUGAGGUUGCAUUAGAGAUGACAAGAGAAGAGUAUAACGCACUGCCAUCUUGGAAGCAGGUUAAUUUGAAGAAGGCAAAAGGACUUUUUUAAGCCGUUUCUAUUGAAUUGAGCACCAAAGGGAUGUCCGUUUUCACUUUCUAUGCCCUUUAGCAAAACUGUGCUCCACAUUUACAAAAUAAAUAAAGGUAAUCUGAAAUUAUUAGUGACUACCUAUCUGGAGGUGUGUAAUAUUGUAAAAGGCCAAGAGAACUCUUUGGAAAUGGAAUUUUCAAUUUUGACUUUGAAGGUUAUGUUUAAGCUCAGCUCUCCUAUGCACUUAAACAGUAGUUUCUUCAGCUACUGCUGUAGCUGUCCUCUGGCUAUCUCCAAUACUUGCCAUUUUUGUUUUUGAAGAAGUUCUCUUUGUAAAGUGUUAUUUUGUUAGUUUGUGGAUUACAAAGAAUUUAUAUUUAUAUAAACACAUAGAACAAGUAUGUAUUUAACAAUGCAAUAUAUAUUCACUUUCAAGACUUUAAUGUCAGAACUACAGAACAGUAGCUGGAUGGCAGUUGCUUGUACUGAAUUAGCUAUACCACCAAUAUGUAUCUCUUGCGCAUUCUGAAAAGUUUCUCUUUGCAAUAGGCAAUGAAUUGUUCUCAGUGCUGCUUCAGGUGCUAAACUGAACAAAGCGUUUGUAUUUAUAGCAUGGAUUUCCUGAGAAACUAUGCGAAUCAACCUUUCUACUUUAAUAUCCAAAAAUGUAUAGUGCCUUGUUUUUUGUGUACAGUUUAUAUACAAAAAAAGAUUGGUCUGCAUUUUGAAGAUGGCUCAGAAUGGUCUCCUCUGUUACUUUUAUAAUAGUAGAAAUAAAAACAUCUCAGUUUCUAAUACUUGUUGUAAACAUUAAACGUCUUUUGUGAUAUAAGAACUGAAAGUAAAAGCUUCCGAAUAAACCUCUUAGCAAUGCUCUGACUUGUCAUUAUUUUGUACUGUAAACUGUACAAAUUCAUUGGAAUCUUCCAUGAUGUGGUAUCUUAUCAAAGAUAUUUUAACCUUACGAAUCUGCAGGUGUUGUACAGUUAUCAUUGGAGAAGCAGAGAAUGUAGAAGAAAAACAUUGUAUAAGAUAAAAUUAGUUUGUAUGACACUUCCAUGCUGCAUGUUGGAACCAUCACACAAUUCCUGUAUCCUCUGGUUGUGGUUUUAUACAUGAAACUAAAAUUAUUAUACAGACUUUCAACCUCUGAAAACCUUUUCAACCUUUGUGCAAUUGGGAGUAAAACUUGAACUGAAAAAGA